UCUCUAUCUUAAACAAAUUAGUAUAAUAAGACAUUUGUUUAAAAUAUAAACUCAUAAUGAGGUAGUAAAGGUCACGAAGGAACCACUAUCUCAUUUGCUUAAGCCGGGUUUUCUCAUAGAUAGUGUCAGUGCUGUUAAUAAUUGCCAAGCGCGUGAACGUGGAUAUGGAAGAAGGCAUUCCGUUACCGAAGAGGAGUUCUUCGGGGGGGUGGUAUGCGUUUUGCAAGAGACGAUUACCAAUUUUGGAGUGGGCCCCGAAGUAUGAUCAGACGAAAGCUGUAGCGGACCUCAUUGCUGGUAUCACCCUGGGAUUGACGCUAGUACCGCAGAGUAUAGCGUAUGCCUCGCUCGCUAAUUUACCGGUCCAGUAUGGACUGUAUUCGGGGUUUAUGGGUACAAUCCUCUACAUGUUCCUGGGUACGGUUAAGGAAGUAUCGAUCGGCCCCACAAGUCUCAUGGCUCUCAUGACGCUGCAGACCUGCCGAGGUUUGCCAGUGGACUUUGUGGUUCUAUUGGCCUUUCUGUCUGGAUGUGUCGUGUUCGUCAUGGGCUUAUUGCGACUUGGUUUCUUGGUGGAUUUAAUAUCGCCGUCCGUUACCAGUGGUUUCACAUCAGCGACGGCUGUUACCAUCAUAGCAUCGCAGGUGAAGGGCUUACUAGGACUUAGUUUUAUUGCGGAAACCGUGAUGGAAAACGUUUCUCUUAUAUCGCAAAACUGGGGACAAAUUCGAUUUAACGACUGCGCUUUGAGUGCUGCGUGCUGCACAGUUCUACUUUUAUUGAGGAAAUUCAAAGAUAUCAAAGUCAACCAUAAGAGGUAUAAACUUAAGAAAGCGUUAUGGCUGAUAUCAAUUGCGCGCAAUGCUCUCGUGGUCUGCAUAGCUUCUACGGUCGCUUUCUGUACCUUCAACGCUGAAAAACCGCUUUUCAAACUAUCGGGUCGAGUGGAGCCAGGUCUGCCGCAAUUAAGUCUUCCACCAUUCAGCACGGUGAUCGGAAACCAAACCGUUGGUUUCAUGGGCAUGAUGGACUACUUAGGAUCCGCUGUGAUAGUAACACCUGUUGUUAUGGUCUUGGCAAACAUCGCUAUUGCUAAAGCAUUUUCUCCUGGAGGUAGAGUAGACGCAACACAGGAAAUGGUAACAUUAGGACUUUGUAACGUAGCGGGUUCGUUGGUUCACGCGAUGCCUUCGUGUGGAGCCUUCACUCGUUCCGCUGUUUCUCAUUCCUCAGGUGUGAGGACUCCUGCAGCGGGAUUAUAUUCAGGUAUCAUCACGUUGCUGGCUCUAAACUUCCUUACACAGUACUUCUUCUUCAUACCGAAAGCCUGUUUAUCAUCUGUUCUUAUCUGUGCUGUCGUUUUUAUGGUUGACAUUAACAUUAUAGGUAAACUAUGGAACAGCAGCAAACGUGAAUUAGUUCUUUACACACUCACUUUCGGAGCGGGUAUUUGGAAAAACCUUGAAUUGUCAAUACUUGUUGGUGCCCUUACUGGACUGGCAUUUCUCAUACGCGAUGUGCUUCAAACGCCUGUUGAUAUUACACAAAUUAAGACAAACACCACAGACGUUAUUCGUGUGUCCGUACGUCGUGCACUAGUGUACGCAAACGCCGAACGUUUUGCAGCGUUAGUAAUAAAUAGUGCGACCGCGCGAUGUCCCGUACUUAUUGAGUGCUCGGCCAUCACGUUAUGCGACUAUACUGCUACAGAGGUUUUAUCACGGUUAGUAAAAAAGUUUCAAGAAAACGACCAGCUAUUGGUAUUCUAUAACGCCUCAAAAGACUCGAUUAAGUGGUUGGAAACAGUGUCUGGUAUUGAUAAACGGACAUUAAAGGUCACAAGGGUACAGGAGGCAUUAGAUGCUGUGUCUACCAGAGAUCCGGAAGCUGAGAAUGAAACGAGUGCCUUGUUGAAGAAAUCGUUAAAGCGCGAAGAAAUCGUAUAAAGAAGAGUCGUCUAGUAAUAUAGUGGAUGUACUUAAGUCCUAGAUAAUUCAAACAAUUGUUACAUAUAUUAUUUCCUAUAGGCUAUAUUGAUAAACUAAAAAAAAUAUUUUAAGUGAAAAAUUAAAUAUUAGACACAUUGUCUGUAGAUAAAAGUAUGUAAACUUUAUGAUAGAUAAGGAAACCUUUCCAAACUUUUCCUUUCAUAAAAGGAUGUAACACCCACCGAAACAGACUACCAUGUUGGCUAUUAGCAGGAUUAUUUUAUAAAUAGAAAUCAUACCAUAUUUAUAGGUUAAUUUUAAGUCUAAAAGUUUAUUAUAUUUAUUGCUCUUGAUC
Pieris napi is the source of this 2283-nucleotide messenger RNA. RefSeq names its product sodium-independent sulfate anion transporter-like. Gene Ontology annotation, biological process: transmembrane transport. The coding region runs from base 165 to 1946 and encodes 593 amino acids. The transcript is spliced from 10 exons. Gene Ontology annotation, molecular function: secondary active sulfate transmembrane transporter activity. Lineage: Eukaryota; Metazoa; Arthropoda; Insecta; Lepidoptera; Pieridae. The record is from RefSeq and is a predicted model, not a curated record. Gene Ontology annotation, cellular component: membrane.